Molecule: messenger RNA, 6052 nt
Organism: Diospyros lotus (date-plum)
Lineage: Eukaryota; Viridiplantae; Streptophyta; Magnoliopsida; Ericales; Ebenaceae
Exons: 6
Coding region: 385-5874 (1829 amino acids)
Biological process (GO): positive regulation of transcription by RNA polymerase II
Cellular component (GO): nucleus
Molecular function (GO): ATP hydrolysis activity; histone binding; ATP binding
Source: RefSeq, a predicted model, not a curated record
CGUCCCGAUUCGCAGCGAAGACUCAAAAAGUAUAUAGCGAGAGAUCGAUGGAAACCUCUCUCUAAAACUCCCUAUCUUUACGGAAACCGGACGAAGACUUGGAGAGCGGAAGGCGACUGGAUUAUCGAGGAAGCUUUCGUCGUCCUCGAUGAGUUCUAGGGUUUGUUUUUCUGUCCAUUUAUCCGAUUUGAAUUGGUUUCCUCGCUGGUGAAUCGAUGAAACGGAGCGAUCACGGGGUCGGUGAGUAGUCGUUCAAUGUUCGCCGAUUGAGGCGGCGAGGGGAUCAGUCAUAGGAUCGAUAAGGUUUUGUUUGGACUAGGGAUAGGUUGAGACGGAGUAGGAAGGCGCAAACGCAGGGGUGUUCGUCGAUUGGUGGUUCUUGUCAUGCGAUUGUCUCGGUCGGCGUCGGUGGUUUCGGAGCGAAGAAGGGAGCAGGGGUUUGGUAGUUUGAGGACUCGGAAGAAGCACAAGAGGCUUGAUGCAAUCUGCGAGAAGGCGUACAAUCGGAGCCAUCGGGGUGUGAAGAUCGAAGCGAACGUUGGGGAUGAGAUAGCGGGGAAUGAGUCGGAGCUCAGGAGGAGCACAAGGGUCCGGCGGGCUCCGGUGGUGCUUGACUCUUCGCCUCCGCCAGCCAAGAAGCGGCGAAAAGUUGAUGGAAGGAGUGAAAUUGAUUCUGCUGGAAGGGAAAAGAGGAAACCUGGUUCAGAUUCGAGGAAUGUAGAGGAAGAACCCGCAGCUUGGAGGUCUAGGUUGAGAUCUAGGGCAAAGAAUGUAACUUUUGAAAGGGUGGGAAAGGCGGAAUCUUCCCCAAAAGGUAAAAGGAAGCUUUUUCAUGAUUCUGAUGAGUUUAGUGAAGAAAUCAAGGUGAAGGGUAGGGAAUUGGAUGGUAAAGAGGAGCUGGAAGUUGGUAUGUCCACAGUUGUUAAGUCAAAAAGGCCGGGUAGAGUAAAAGCUUCAUGUGUUCUAAGGAAUGCAAAUCAGGAGAUUGGAUGGUGUUCUGACAAGGAGCAUGACAAGCAGAAGAAUAAGGUGGAGCAAGACAAAGAGAAGACUGAGUUGGAUGAAAAUGAGAACAAUGAGGUGGAAGAAAAUAAAGAGCGGAAUGAAGUGAAUUUGUUACAGAGUGGUGAUGAGAUGGGUCUUACACACCUGGAUAAUGGAGCUGGACAUAGCUACAAGCAUGGAGGUAGAGAUGGUGAUACGUCACAACCAGUCGAGAAAGGGGAGAGUGAGUCUCCUAUUGGUUUACAGUUAGAAGUUUGCAUUGGCGAUGACAACGUGGAAUCAAUGGAACAGGAUAUGCCACGGGAAUUACCAGUGUCUGUGAAGGAGGCGGAAAACCAGAGGGAGUCUACACAGGUUGACCAAGUUGAGGACGGAGGAUGUCAUGAGAAACCUUUGGAAGAUUAUAAUUCCAGGAAAGAUCAUAAGUUGGAUCCUUCUUCAAGUGAUACAUGUGGAAAGCUGUACACAAGAGAAGGGAGGAAAUGUGGCUUGUGUGGAACAGGGACCGAUGGAAAACCUCCAAAAAAGUUACUGCAGGAUGGGGCUGGGAGUGAUCAUGAGGCCUAUAGUGGAUCUUCAGCAUCAGAGGAACCCAACUAUGACACAUGGGAUGGAUUUGGUGAUGAACCUGGUUGGCUUGGACGCCUCUUGGGUCCGAUAAAUGAUCGUUAUGGUAUUGCUGGAAUCUGGGUCCAUCAACAUUGUGCUGUAUGGAGUCCAGAGGUUUAUUUUGCUGGCUUAGGAUGCUUAAAAAAUGUAAGGGCAGCCCUAUGCAGAGGAAGAGUAUUGAAAUGCACCCGCUGUGGGAGGCCAGGGGCAACAAUUGGAUGUCGUGUUGAUCGUUGUCCAAAAACUUACCACUUGCCUUGUGCACGAGCUAAUGGUUGCAUUUUUGAUCAUCGCAAAUUUCUCAUAGCAUGCACAGAUCAUCGACAUCUUUUCCAACCUCAUGGAAGUGAAUAUUUGUAUAGAAUAAAGAAAAUGAAAGCUAAGAAAAUGAAGUUGGAAUUGAGAAAGUUAUCAAAUGAUGCUUCGCGAAGAGAUAUUGAAUCAGAAGAAAAAUGGUUAGAGAAUUGUGGUGAGGAUGAAGAAUUUUUGAAACGUGAGAGCAAAAGGCUAUAUAGGGAUCUAUUGAGAAUUGCACCUGUGUACAUUGGAGGCUCAAACUCUGAAAAUGAUAGGCAAUUUCAGGGUUGGGAGUCUGUUGCUGGGCUUCAAGAUGUCAUCCAAUGCAUGAAGGAGGUUGUCAUUUUACCAUUACUAUAUCCUGAGUUCUUUAAUAAUAUGGGAAUUACACCUCCUAGAGGUGUUCUUUUGCAUGGCUAUCCUGGAACUGGUAAAACAUUAGUAGUGCGUGCUUUAAUUGGUUCCUGUGCUCGUGGUGAUAAACGGAUAGCAUAUUUUGCUCGCAAAGGAGCUGAUUGUUUAGGAAAAUAUGUCGGUGAUGCUGAGCGUCAGCUAAGGCUUUUGUUUCAGGUUGCUGAGAAAGCCCAACCAUCUAUAAUUUUCUUUGAUGAGAUUGAUGGGUUGGCACCUUGCCGCACUAGGCAGCAAGAUCAGACCCAUAAUUCUGUUGUUUCCACCUUGCUUGCUCUGUUAGAUGGUUUAAAAUCUAGGGGCUCAGUUGUAGUAAUUGGUGCAACAAAUCGUCCUGAUGCUGUUGAUCCAGCUUUAAGGCGGCCUGGUAGGUUUGAUAGGGAAAUUUAUUUUCCAUUGCCAUCAGUAGAGGACAGGGCAGCCAUUCUCUCACUUCACACAAAAAGAUGGCCAAAGCCAGUGACUGGAUCAUUGCUCAAUUGGAUUGCAAGAAGGACUGCAGGUUUUGCUGGUGCUGAUCUUCAGGCUCUUUGUACUCAAGCAGCAAUGGUUGCCCUGAGAAGGAAUUGUCCCUUGCAAGAACUAUUGUCAGAAGCUGAAAAGCAAGCUUCCCACGGUAAAUAUCCUCCUCUCCCCCCCUUUGCAGUGGAGGAGAGGGAUUGGUUAGAGGCACUUUCAUGUGCACCGCCUCCAUGCUCUCAGAGGGGGGCAGGAAUGGCUGCAAAUGAUGUGGUAUCCUCACCUCUCCUACGUCAUCUUAUUCCUUGUCUGCUGCAACCAUUAUCCAGAUUGCUCGUUUCCCUUUAUCUUGAUGAACGUCUCUUGUUGCCGUCUCCUCUUUAUAAAGCUGCUGUACUGAUCAAAAGUAUAUUUGUUUCUUCUUUGGAUAAGAAGAAAGUGCCAAGUGAUCACUGGUGGACCCAUGUUGAUGGCUUGCUUCAAGAAGUAGAUGUUAUGAGGAAUAUUGAGACUAAACUUUUGCACCUUGGCAUUGUUACUGGACAGGAUAGUGAUUCUAAGCUUGAUGCUUUCAGUGAGAAUACUAAUGAUGGCAGAUUGAUGCUCAAACAUCAAAAAGUGCAGCAAAUAGGUGCUCGUACUAGUUUGUUACAGAAUGUCUCUGAUGCAUCAGGAAAGAAGUCAGGAUUCCGGACGGUAAUUUCUGGAAACCCCAGGUCUGGUCAGAGGUAUCUUGCUUCUUGUCUUCUCCAUUGUUUUGUUGGAAAUGUUGAAAUCCAAAAGGUUGAUUUGGCCACAAUUUCACAAGAAGGGCAUGGAGAUGUGAUGCAAGGGGUUACCCGGAUAUUAAUGAGAUGUGCUAGUGUGGGUUCUUGCAUGGUAUUCAUGCCAAGAAUUGAUUUAUGGGCCAUAGAGACGUGUCAUCAAGUUGUCAACAAUGAGAGUGAUUCCUCUUUAACAAACCCUGAAAUAUCUGACAUGUCUUUUGUGGAAAGCUGUGCACCUGUCACAAAGAAAAAUCAACCCCCUCACAUACAGGAGUUAUCAGAGGUGGCGGUCUCUGAAGAUGCUUCGCAGCAGACAUCAUAUAUCUGGAACUCAUUUGUUGAGCUGGUGGAGUCUAUAUGUGUGUCUACAUCAUUGAUUAUUCUGGCUACUUCAGAAGUGCCUUUUCAAGUACUCCCUCUUAGAGUAAGGCAGUUCUUCCAGAGUGAGAUAACAGAUUGCAUCAUUUCACCUGACUCAGAGCGGACAAUACCAAGAUUCUCCAUGCAUCUUGAUGGGAAAUUUAGCAGUGAUGCUGUAAUCAAUUCAUCUGCAGUGGAGUUAUCAAAUGAUUUAAUUCAGCAGUUUGUUCAGUUCAUUCAUCAUAGAACUCAUGUCUGUCCGAGCUCAUGCAUGAAGGAUAAAAGUAGUGAUGCCAUGGAAGUUGAUUCAGUUAAAAUGAGUCAAAGAAGCAAUCCUGAGCCAGGGGCCAAUGAACACGAGAAAGUACAGCUUCCUGAAAGUUCUGAGAAGCCUUUGUCUGCACCAAAUAUUAGACCUUCGAAAGGGAAACCAAACUUGCUGUUGGCAAUAUCUACAUUUGGCUACCAAAUUCUUAGAUAUCCCCAUUUUGCAGAACUUUGUUGGGUCACUUCCAAGUUAAAAGGAGGUCCCUAUGCUGACAUAAAUGGUCCCUGGAAGGGAUGGCCUUUCAACUCUUGUAUUGUUCGUCCUAGUAACUCAUCAGAGAUGAUGGCCAUUGCUUGCAACUCCAACGAUAUUAAAAACAAAGAGAAAUACAGUCUGGUGCGAGGCUUGGUUGCUGUUGGUCUAUCAGCUUACAGAGGCAUGUACACUUCACUUAGAGAAGUUUCAUCAGAGGUCCGGAAGGUUUUUGAGCUCCUUGCUGAAGAGAUUAAUGCUAAAAUUCAGGCUGGGAGGGAUUGGUAUCAGUUUAGUCGGCUUUUAUCACAAAUGGCUUAUCUUGAAGAUGUUGUUAAUAGCUGGGCAUAUACACUGCAGAGUUUAGAGGCUGAUGCUCAAACGGCAGUGCCAGCCCUCAACACCACUAGUUUGGGCUAUCUGGAUAAUCAUAGGAGGUUCGAGGAUAAGGUGUCUCAAAAUGAUGGGUGUGAGCCAGAUGUAUCUAUCAGAAGUUCCCAUCAAGAUGAACUGCUGGAAGAAAGUCCCCAAAGAUUUGAUUUGAACAAAGGAGCAGAGGAUGUUGAUCCAAUAUCACAGGGAAGUGUAGAUGAACAUUCAGCUGCUGCUGUUCUUCCAUUGGGUGGUGAAGAUGAACAGAACGGAACUAGCCUUGGGCCAUCUAGGAAAGAGAACUCUGGUAAGCAUUCUUGUGUUGUUGGAGAAUUUGGAUCUAGAGGACAUACUAAUGGAUUUUUGAAUUCGGACCCUCUGGAAGAUGGUCCUUGUUCACUGAAAGUGAGUAGUAGUAUCAUGCCUUUUACCCACCAAGAAGCUGAGAACCAACACAAUGAGGUGUCGAUGGAGACUUGCACGCAAUCUGAGAAUGGUAGGUCAAGCACUAGUGAUGAACAAAAUGCAGAUGUCAACAACAAUAUGCCAGGGGUUUUUUGCUUGUAUCGUUGUUGCUCAAAAUGCAUAUUCAAAUUACGUGACAUGAUGCGGAAGAUUCUCAAUUAUGAAUGGGGAUUAAAAGAGAGAGGCUGCACAGUAGAGGAUGUCCAUGACAUGGUUGCAUCAAAAUCAGCGCGGCUCCAUUCAGCAGUAAGGACAUUGUUUGCUACUAAAAGUACAACUAUAUUACUUGACAAAAACCAGAGGCUUGAUACUGCUAGAAAAAUGUUCAAACCUGAGGAGAUGGACGCAUGUCGAUGUAAAGUUUCAGACGAUAGAUCAAUGAUGCCGAUGGAAUGUAGCUGUCAUUCCAGAAGCGAGAAAAAUGUAACGGCAGGAGCAAGUUCCUCACCGGACAAUCAACAUGGCUUUGAUCUGAAAUUCAUCUGCAGAGAUGGUGUGAUCUCCCCUGUCGACAACCCUGAUAAGGUAUUGUUUCAUUGUAAAUUCGAAACUCUUUGUCUUUGUUCUCUUAUAGAGUGGAUAGAAAUGAGCAGGCUGCCUUCGGCUUGAUGUGAUAUGAUCAUAGAAAGAUUGACUUACCUUUGGCAAUUUUUGGUGUUCUUGCGGAAUUUAGUUAUGUUCCCCAAGAGAUGUAAAAAAUCAAAAUUUUGUCGCCUGAAUUCAUUUUCAAUGGAGCUUUUUCUGAUGAGCAACAUAAUGUGGCAGUUGCUGCUAACUGCUGUGAUUU